Messenger RNA from Amoebophrya sp. A120, 814 nucleotides. NCBI's taxonomy places the organism in Eukaryota, Dinophyceae, Syndiniales, Amoebophryaceae. The record is from the annotation of a GenBank genome assembly.
CACGGAGUCAAGCUCCAGCCGGACUACCCGGAGUGCUACCACAGUACUAGCGGCGGGAAGGGUAGUACUAGUUUGAAGAAGAAGUCGAUUUUCUGGGAAUUUCCAAAGCUCUACGAGUGCUACAAGAAGCUGGUGCACGAAAUUUCCACGGGCGAAAAAGCGGAAAAAAUCGGCGGCGGAGUGGUGGUAUUGAUUUAUUUCGUAUACUACGUGUAAAUCGUGAACGAGCUCCCGUUCCGCAUGUAAGGUAGGUGUGAGUUUGGCUUUCGUGCUGAGUUGUGUAGCAUGAUGACCAGGUCCAGGUCGAGAAAUUGGCUGUAUGAAAUGGAAACACCACCAAGCACCAUCAUGACAAAUCAAAUCUACGUAUAUUGAAAAAUCCCCAGUCCACCGUGGCUUUGGUGGUGAAAGAGCUCGCGUUCGUCCACUCAGAAACCCCGUUGCAUAUUGCGGUCCGCUAUCAAAUGUAAAAAUGUCUGGGUCUGGAAGAGUCGGGGCUUGUCAUGCACAUUUAGCAUCACCCGUGAAGGUCUGUGAUGCUGGUGCUAGCAUCACAGAUGUUUUGAGAGCUUCUUGAUGCUAAUUACGCAUGAGAAAUGCCCUCUCCGCGUACCAAGGACUGACUCCUCUUGCUGCUCAUGCAACACAGAUAUUUGUAGAAUCCGCUGACAGCAUUACAAGUUCGGAUUCUUCCAGACCCAGACAUUUUUGCAUUUGGUAUCCGCGAGCAAAAUUUCGACAUGCUCAAACUCUUGCUCCGCCUGCACUGCUCCCCAGACUUCACAAACAACCCGCUUGCCCACCUGUUUCUGGU